Messenger RNA from Fulvia fulva, 1896 nucleotides. RefSeq names its product Beta-glucosidase 1B. The record is from RefSeq and is a predicted model, not a curated record. The transcript is spliced from 5 exons. Gene Ontology annotation, molecular function: beta-glucosidase activity. Lineage: Eukaryota; Fungi; Ascomycota; Dothideomycetes; Mycosphaerellales; Mycosphaerellaceae. The coding region runs from base 1 to 1896 and encodes 631 amino acids. Gene Ontology annotation, biological process: carbohydrate metabolic process.
AUGACCGGAAAGAUGCUGUCGCCAGUAGCAUUGACUAGCUUCUUGUUCUGUCUGCACGCAUUUGCUUGGACACCAGGGCGAUCAGCGAAUGCUUCAGUCUACCAUCAACCAUCUGGUUCGAAGAGCAUCUGUAAGCCUACUCCAACAGCAGAACCAACCGCAUCGGUUCCUGCGACAUGCUCAGCUACUCGUACAACAACUUACAAGCAGUUUUCGUACACUGUCCUGACAACAACACGAUAUGCUACAGCUGUUCCCGCACCCUUGACGAUUGACAGCUCAUAUGGACCACCCUUCAGUCAAGCUUCGACGCUCCUGCCAGCAAACGCAACAUACACAACGUACUCACUGAACCGUGACUUUACGACACUCCAAGACGGGCAGUAUGGUCAGGGUGCCUAUGCGCGACUCUGGAGUCCUUUGACCUAUAACACAAGCGUCCCGUUCACCACGACCGCUACUCCAACUCCUGUAGCUAGUAGCGAGCUGGUAUUUCCUCCCGCUCUUUACACAGCAUGCCCACAGCAGGCAGACACAUGCCUUGAUUGCUACAAGCUACCCGAAGACUUCCUCUGGGGCGUUGCAGGCAGUGCCUUCCAGAUCGAAGGAGGUCUGACUGAAGCUGGUAGAGGCCCAAGUGGACUUGACGUUCUUGGAGCGUUGCCCAAUACGGAGGACUAUGCCAAUGCUGAAGUUUCCAACAUGAACUACUGGCUCUAUAAGCAAGACAUUGCUCGGCUCGCUGCUAUUGGUAUACCGAAUUACUCCUUUUCGAUCUCUUGGACUCGCAUUGUGCCAUUCGGCGAAGUCGGUAGCCCAAUCAACGCUGCUGGGUUGGAACAUUAUGAAGACUUGAUCAACACCUGUAUCGAAUAUGGUAUCAGGCCGAUCGUCACGCUUUCGCACAAUGAUGCACCACUCAACUUGACCUACCAGGAUCCACGCUUCGCCGAUGCGUUCUUGUAUUAUGCUAAAGAGGUGAUGACCCGGUAUAGCGAUCGUGUUUCGCACUGGGUCACUCUCAACGAGCCUAACAUCAACUUUGCCACUGACCACUACUCUGUGCCUCACAUUCUGAUGGGUCAUGCGAAGGUGUACCACUGGUACAAGGAGGUCUUGAAAGGCGCAGGCCUCGUCACCAUCAAGUUCGCCAACAAUCUCGCUUUACCACUUGACAGUACGAACCCAGACGACACGCGAGCAGCCCUGCGCUAUCAGGACUAUAUUUUGGGCAUCAUGAGCAACCCAAUUUACUUGGUACUUCAAUACCCAGCUGAAGUGUUGAACACGACAGGCAUCAAUCUGACAGCAUUGACGGCCGAUGAGCUCUCCUACAUCAAUGGGACAUCCGAUUACUGGUCGUUUGAUCCUUACACGGCGGGCUUUGCAACGAGCCCCGAGGGCGGCAUUGAUGCUUGUGCCGCCAAUAUCAGUGAUCCUCUCUGGCCUACGUGCGUGGUCAACACCAAUGUUCAGCAGGAUGGAUGGCUGAACGGACAAGGCAGUUACGCAUACGCAUACCUCACGCCUCAAUAUGUUCGGCAACAACUUGGGUUCGCUUGGAACAUGUACAAGCCUAAAGGUGUUCUCAUCGCGGAAUUCGGGUUCAAUCCUUUCAUGGAGAAUGCGAAAACCCUGGUCGCCCAACAGUAUGAUCUGGAGCGGACGUUGUACUACCAAUGGUUCCUACGAGAUAUGCUGAAAAGCAUGUACGAGGACGGUGUCAAUGUGAUUGGAGCACUGGCUUGGAGCUUUGUGGAUAACGAUGAGGUCACUUCAUACUAUCAGCAAUACGGCCUGCAGCAUGUGAAUAGGACCAAUGGCGAGUUCACCAGGUCCUACAAACAAAGUAUCUUUGAUUUCGUAGACUUCUUCCACGAGUUUGUAGAGACAUAG